AUGAUACCAACACUUAUAGCGACGUUCGGUUUAGCAUCGGGUUUGGCAAUUACAUAUUACUUAUUUAAGUCGCCGAACCCACCAGAAUUAGAUCUCCAAAAAUGGUGGGGCAGUGGAUCUCCUGUUGCAGUAGUAGACACAUCUAUUAGACCCUUCAAAAUUGAAUUUAAUUAUACGAUGAUUAAAGACUUAAAAGAGAGAUUGCAUAAUCGUCGAACAUUUACAAAACCGCUUCAAGGUAUCCAAUCUGAAUACGGUAUUAAUACCAUCUAUUUGGAAACGGUCCUCGAUUAUUGGGUUGAAGAUUACGACUUUAAAAAAAGAGCGGACCUAUUGAAUAUGUUUCCCCAUUACAAAACAAAUAUUCAAGGGCUCGACAUUCAUUUCAUCAGAGUAAAGCCCGACGUGGAGGAUGUCGAGGUUCUGCCGCUUUUGAUGUUGCACGGAUGGCCUAGUUCUUCGAAAGAGUUCGACAAAGUUAUACCAAUGCUGACGAGGCCUAGAGUAGGCUAUAAUUUUGUUUUCGAAGUAAUCGCCGCCGAUUUACCUGGUUACGGAUUUUCUGAAGGUACGAACAAACCCGGUCUCAAUCCAGUUCAAAUUGGUGUGAUAAUGCGAAAUUUAAUGAUGCGGCUAGGCUUCGAAAAGUUCUACAUUCAGGCUGGAGACUGGGGUUCGCAAUGCGCAACGCAUAUGGCCACCUUGUUCCCUGAACAAGUCCUAGGAUUGCACACAAACAUGCCACUGUCAUCGAAGCCAGUUAGUACGUUAAAAUUAAUAUUAGGUGCUUUAGUACCAAGAUUAGCCGUCGACCGGAAGUAUGCUGAUAGAAUAUAUCCAUUAAAAAAUCUUUUCUCGUAUUUGCUCAGAGAAAGCGGAUAUUUUCAUAUUCAAGCUACGAAACCAGAUACGAUUGGGGUGGCACUAACGGAUUCGCCGUCAGGUUUAGCAGCGUAUAUAAUUGAAAAGAUGGCCAUUUGCAGCAGUAGAAUAGAACUCGACACGCCACACGGAGGCCUUCAACAUUUAGACUUGGACGACGUUUUGGAUACAGUCACUAUAACGUGGAUGAACAACUGCAUUGUUACAUCCAUGAGACUGUAUGCAGAAGGAUUCGCACUGCCCGAAGUGCAGACAGUUCACGACAUACCGACCUACGUACCUACUGCUGCAAUAAACUUCUUAUACGAAGUCAUUUACCAACCGGACUGGAUUCUGAGGGACAAAUUCAAGAACUUGGUUAGGUCAACCGUUAUAGAAUCGGGAGGGCAUUUCGCCGCCAUGCAGACUCCCAACUUGCUGACCGACGACAUUUUCGAUUCCGCUGUGGAAUUCUUGAAGUUUCACGAGAAAAACAAACGAAUUCGAGACCAAAAUUAUUAGUGAAAACUAAUCGUAGCCUUACUAAAGACAAAUCAGAUUUUAAAGUUCGCUGAACUCAUUUAUUCCAGUCAUUGUACCGGACUUUAUUUUUUGAUUUGUUUUUAUAAUGAUAAAAAAUGUAACAUAGAAUAGCAAAAAAAAUCCACUGCAGUUAUUUUAGGUAAGUUAGUUUUAAGUUCUUUCUCGAAGUUUAUUUGCAUUUUUAGAUUAUUCGGCACUACUGAGCUUUUCAAGUAAAAUUGAAUAUUUAGAAACAAUUCUUAGGUAUCAACUUUUUAACGCAUUUUCAUUCAUACCUACGCGGAAUACAAACGAGGCUGAAUAGGAUAAAACCAUUUUUAGUACAUUAAUAGAGUUAUUCUAGUAUCUAUAUUCUCUGUAGACAUGAAUUAAAAUGCUAGAACUAUUUAGAAAAUUCUAGAAUUUUAUCUGUAAGUAACUGGCUCGGGUUGAAUUAAGCAUUUUAGUUAUGUAUGACUGUGUGCUUGCUUGAUCUCGUUCGUUCUAGAUAUAAUUUUACACGAAUGACUUGAUAUAUCUGUUUAUAUCUUGAAUAAAGCAGCUGGACGACUCAUGAAUCGAAGUUUAGAUGAAAUAUUACAUUUGACAUUUGUAUUAUUUUUAAUUUAGUUUAAGGUUAUUUUGGUAAUAAUAAUAAUAAUAACAUAAUAAAAUGUAUCAUAAUAAUUGCGACCGAAUGUGAUUUGUGUGUUCAAAUGUUAAUUAUGUAUGUUCAAUCGUAUUAAUUUAUAAUUGUGAAAUGAUGUCUUAAUUAUUUGUGCAUAAAGAACAUUUUAACAAUUUAAACAAUAAUGUCUAUAAGUAAAUAGCAAAUUUUUCGUAUUACUACGAUCGAUUUUAAUGUAAUGAACAUAUUAUAAUUAAAUACAUUAGGCCUAAGCUUACAUUGCCAUUAUAUUAGCCAAAUGUUAUGUGUUUGUUUCGUAUUAGUUAUAUAAGUUAACUUUUAAUUUCUAUGACCUACAUUAUUAUUUGACAAUCAUGAUAUAAGAUUAUUAAUGGCCCGAAAGUAUUACUAAUGUAAUGAUAACUAAUCUAAUGUAAUGAUACGAAAUACAUUAUACAAUACUA
Messenger RNA from Bombyx mandarina (wild silkworm), 2475 nucleotides. It is a transcript of the gene Jheh-lp1, whose product is annotated as juvenile hormone epoxide hydrolase-like protein 1. Gene Ontology annotation, biological process: epoxide metabolic process. Gene Ontology annotation, molecular function: epoxide hydrolase activity. The record is from RefSeq and is a predicted model, not a curated record. Lineage: Eukaryota; Metazoa; Arthropoda; Insecta; Lepidoptera; Bombycidae.